CGGCGUAAGGUCACGUGGGACCGCUCGUCUCGCGCCUACCUUCACUAUCCUACCGCGCGACGCGCGCAGUUGCUCCCGCGCGUUGCAGCGUGCAGGAUCUCUUCGCGCCUUCGUCUCUCGCGAUCUUGGUCGCGACGGCUUUCUACUCUGACCUCGCUCGGCGAUAAUCACACGAAUUCUCGUGUGCGGAAAGCAUAGUGAGAGAGAACUGAAAACUUGUGAAGAUAGCGGUGUGAAAUUCGGAGCACAGGAUGACAGCUACCGCGAUCGGCGACGACGACCGUCCAAAUUCAGACUUAUUGUUCGGGCCCUGCGAUUCUACGCUGUUUUCGGGACCGCCAUCGCUCCCUAUCACACCUUACGGCGGGUAGUACUGUCUUUCCGAAAGAGACUGGAAUUUUAUCGAAGGAUUCCUUCGAUCUUCCGAAUCGGGACAGAAUGUAAUCGGCGAGAUCUUCCCGUCAACAGGCGCACGCACGUGUUGUCGGAUCUUUCGGCGCGAAAUUGGCACCGGGAUAUCGUCGAUCUUGAAAAUAACUUCCGAAUCCUACAAAAAUAUUUAUUCAUCUACGCGACAACGUGCGUUCGUGAAACGCCUAUUCUCGACGAGAGACUGCACCUAUCCCACCUACCUGUCCACCUACACGCCGCGGGAUAGAAAGUAAAUUCUAUCCACUCGACAAGACUCGGCAAGGUCCGAGUUCUCAACCCGGAGAUCCUCGAUCUCGAGAGCUGUCGCUGACAAUCGAAGGUAGAGUGGAUUGAAAGCGAGGGACACGCUUGAAGUGGAACGCGCGUUAUCGUCGAACAGAGUGAAAUUAGCGGCGAAGUAUUUCUCAUGAAUUUGAUCGCGAUCCAGGGAGAGUGUCUUUAAAGGGAACAGUUUUUAUCCGAUAAUCCGCGGUUAUGAUGGGGGUAUUGAGGUGGAGGCACGAUCUAAGAUCGGAGGCCGCGACGCAGCAGCAACAGGAACAGCAACAACAGAGAUCGGAACGAUCGGUUGGGCACAACAAUCACACGCACACUUUCCCGAAGCUCCUGUCGCAGACGCCGAGAGAUGACAGGACGACGUCGAGUCCCGGCGGUGCGCCCAGCAAUCACACCCCGGCGCUGUCACCGUCGCCGGUUGGCGACGCGCCCUUGGGCAGGGCGCUCAUGGAAGCGGCCCUACAACAGCAGACCGCGACCGGCGCCCAACCGCCCUUAGUCGUCACGCCGUCCGGAUACUGGGUCGAUGGUACCGAUCAUCGACAUACCCUCGACUCGGCUGGCAGGGCGUUGCUGCCGGCGCAGCCGGCCUGGCAACCCAGGAUAGACCAGGACGAUACGGCCAAGUGCUAUCGUCGCUUCUUCGUCGGCAGGGAACACGUGAACUUCGUGGGAAGGGACGGUGAGAACGGCCCGGUCCUGGUCUCGGUGAAGGCCGAGACGGUCGCCGGACAGGAACAUUGGCGGGUGUUGCUGCGAUUGCGAGCGGGAUCGACGCACGACCUGGUCCCCGCCUCGAAUCUCAACCCAAAUCCUACGCCGACGAAAAUGGUCAAGGCGAUCAACGAGUCCUUGAACGUGAGUCCUUUGAUGCCGGUCAUGUGUCCCGGAGCCGGUACCCUGAUCGCUCGAUACGACGAGCAUGCCCUGGUCUCCAGGUUCAAGUUCGGCGUUCUACAUCAACGAGCUGGUCAAGUCACCGAAGAGCAACUCUUUGGCAAUCGGCAGAUCACGCCGGCCUUCCAAGAGUUUCUCGAUUUGCUCGGCCAGAAGAUCGACCUCAAGGAUCACAAGGGUUAUCGCGGUGGAUUGGACACUCGACAUGGGCAGACCGGCGAUUCGGCCGUAUACGAAGUAUUCCGGGGUCGAGAGGUGCUGUUUCAUGUGGCCUCGUUGCUGCCGUACAGUCCAGGCGACUCGCAACAGUUGCAGCGUAAACGGCAUAUCGGUAACGACAUCGUUGCCAUCAUAUUCCAGGAGGAACCGACGCCCUUCAGUCCGGACAUGAUUGCCAGCCACUUCUUGCAUGCCUUUAUCGUCGUACAAGUCAUCGACCCCUGCACUCCUAAUACGAGGUACAAAGUCAGUGUGACAGCACGCGAUGACGUUCCCUGGUUCGGUCCAACCUUGCCGACACCUGCCGUCUUUCUCAGAGGUGUCGAGUUCAAAGAGUUCCUGCUCACGAAGCUCGUAAACGCCGAGAACGCCGCAUACAAAGCUGAGAAGUUUUCCAAGUUGGAGCUACGGACUAGAUCGGCCUUGUUGGAAUCCCUAACGGAGGAAUUGCAGACUAAAACGGGUGAAUUUCUUGGCGGUCCGAUCGGCCUAGGAAACUCCGGCUUAACUAUCUGUCCGGUGAGUCCAACGACGAGUGAUGUAUCCGCUUCGGGGAGCAGUGGUUCGCGAUUCAUCGACACUGUACGCAAAGCGCUGAUCUCGCGCGUGAGGAACGCGUCGACGGAGAGCGUACCGCAGCAAUUGGCAAAGAAAGGUCAACAGACGGAGCCCAGUCCACCGAGCAAUCGGCAGUCGACCGCCAUAAAGGUGAGUGGUAGCAGCAAACGCUUGGUGGAACCAUCCAGUCCUCUCGGUUCACCGGAUCUAACAUUGAGGAGGGACUCGGAACGCGGCAGUCUCGGCAGCCAGGAUAGCAGUUUGUCCAAUACUGACAAUCAGGAUAGCAGUUUAGCAACGUUACAGCAAGACGAAUACGAUCGCAGGGAAUCGCAGCAGAGUACUAGUAUUGUUUGCCUCGAUAGUGACGCCACUAUCGUCGACAAGAGCCCGGCACCGGCAUCAGCGACAACAGUGCAGCGAUUAACGCACGAGAAUCUGCGCACACAGGAGAAAACGGCGACGACGGAGGUGACGCAACGAGUGAUCUCGGAGAGUGAUGACAGUUCGCUCAACAGCGAACUCGAGCUCGAUCAGGCCGUAUAUCCCGAUAGCGACACAGGCCUCGAAUCCAUGAGCUCUGCAGAGACUCACGAUACUGCCAGGUGUACGAGCAAGGAUGGGAUCGUGGAGAACGAUACUCUAAGGAUGGAAGUCACCAGGCUCAAGUGCGACAAGCUGGAUUUAUUGCGACAAAAUGUGACAUGUCAACGUGAACUGAAACGUCGUCGAGAAAAGGAACUGCAAUUGGAAUCCGAUUUAGCGGCGGCGUCCAAAGAGAUUCUACGGCUGCGAGCGAUGUUGAAGGAGUGUUCUACUAGCAUUCCGCUGGAGAACAAUAACCAGCAAACGUCCACCGUGUAGAGAGCUCGCGAAUGAGGAUGCGUAUUAAGAUGCGAUUGCGAGAUGGAAAGGUCCUUGCUAUCAAAUACUGCGUAUGUUUCGGGAAAUUAUCUUCAAUGCGCGAUAAUUCUCGUCUUUAUUAGAAAUCUGUCGCAACACCCAGCUUCGCAUGCAUGUUACUUGUUUUAUUACUUUCGCGUACAGCCCGAUAUCGAGAUUAAUCAACAUGCGAAACGCCAAUUUGAAGGAUAUUAAUUAAAAGAUAUCUUUCCGACGCUUGACAAGUCUCGAUACUUAAACACCACGUACCUUCCAUUCAUCAGGAAUUGUUCAUCACUUCCAAAGGUCUACCGUUAGUGCUUUAUAAAAGCAUGUAGAGUUUGCAACUAAAUAUUAGCGUAAAGAUUAAUCGUUUAAAUUAAGCCUUCUUUCUCGUAGAUAGAAAUCGGUACAAGUUCUAUAAGUCAUAUACGAAGUAAUAGAAUUAGUGAAAAUCUUGCAAAAAGUUGUGUAUAGUGACCGAAGCGUCCUCGGGACAUUUGCAGUAAAUUCAAGAUUGUUGAAACUAUUGUUUGACUUAUAUAAGACACAUACGUGUGUAAAAAAGAAUAUUUAUCUAUUAAUUUAUUAGUAGACUUAAGUUGAUCACUCGUAGUCAAUAUACAUACAUGGACAUGUGUGAAAAGAAACAGUAGAAAUAACUGAAAUAUUAAUUGUUUUAGAAACGCAGAAAUUCAAUAUUCUCGACAUUUAGAAAAGACAAAAAUUACCGGAGGUCAUCGAGAGAGGCGUAAUAUCUGUAUAUCGAUUACGUGUUAGAAAACUAACGAUAUAUAACUCCCGCUUAUUCUUCCGUAGAGAUUGCGCAGAUAUUGAAAACUAUUGCGAAAAAUUUCUUUCAAAAUUGGACAAUGCGAGCUUACAUGAUUGAGCGAUAUUUCGUCAUCGCGAUUAUAGAAAGGAAAAUAUGUAUCGCUAGUUUGUUAACAGUAUUUGUCACGGUAGACUUACCCGACACAUUUAUCCGUUCACUAAUUUCCUAGUAUUAGAUAUCAGAGAAUAGUUUUAUAGAGAAUACCUCUACGAGGUUUAAUCGUCCUUAAUAAAACGCUAUCCCCGCAUGCUAGUUUUAGCAGCAACUGGGGUGUCUAACCAUUUUUAAACAAUUGCGCACAGCACCAAAUUAUUUAAGUAUAUGCAUCACAUAUUUUCACAAAGUAUAGACAUUUUUGUUUUUCUUUGCACACGCAAGCAAAAGGUGUGUUUUCAUUCACCGCUUAAGUUAAGUAUUUUGUAUUUGCUUUUGGUCGACAAACGUCGAAUUCUUCUGUUAUCUUUUACGACUAGUAUUAAUACGAUUCUUACCAUUAUUAUUAUUAUUUUUAUUAACUUUGAUUACGCUGUACUUUGUAUGAUCUUUGUAAAUAAUCGUUGAUAUAGGCAAACAUUCAAAGGCGCUAAGCAGACCGGCACAAAGAGGAGGAACAACGACGUUCACUCACAUAUAAUACCAAAGUUUAAUGUAGUAAAAAAUUCACAAUUUUCUUUUUAUUUUCUUCCUCAUUCUCCUUAUUUUCCCACUUUCCAUAAUUGUUGCCGAAAAUUAAAUACAAGUUUAUUUUGUCUAAUGUAUUUUCAAUUUAAAAAAAAAUAGAAAUAUUUUUACUUAGAUACUUUGACGAAAUACUACAUUUAUAUCACUGCCUGUACGCCUCGACAUUUCUCUUUCGAGAAUACACAUAUCCAUUUUACUGCUUACAAAA
Molecule: messenger RNA, 4988 nt
Organism: Cataglyphis hispanica
Lineage: Eukaryota; Metazoa; Arthropoda; Insecta; Hymenoptera; Formicidae
Product: rap1 GTPase-activating protein 1-like
Exons: 9
Coding region: 907-3246 (779 amino acids)
Biological process (GO): regulation of small GTPase mediated signal transduction; activation of GTPase activity
Cellular component (GO): cytoplasm
Molecular function (GO): GTPase activator activity; protein binding
Source: RefSeq, a predicted model, not a curated record